AUGAGAGUUGUAAUUAUCGGCGCAGCUGGCCAAACCGGGUCGGUCAUUGUGCACGCCUUACUGGAGUCGACAGCGCCGACAUUUGAAGUUGUGGCCCUGACCAGGCCCUCAUCCGUGAAUAAGCCAGCAGUGCUCGAGCUGCAGAAGAAAGGUGUCAAGAUUGUCUCCGUUGACCUCGGUGGCCCGGAGUCAACCUUGACAGAGGUUCUGGUUGGAGCAGACGUCGUAAUCUCUACCAUCUACGGCGGUAGCGUGAUGGAAGAGGUUCCGUUGAUCAAUGCAUCCAAAGCUGCGGGUGUGAAGCGGUACCUGCCCUGCUUCUUCGCCACUGUGGCCCCACCCAAGGGGGCACUUCGCUUGAGAGAUAUGAAGGAAGAUGUAUUAAAUCAUAUAAAGAAGAUCCACCUACCCUUCACCGUCGUGGAUAUUGGUUGGUGGUAUCAAGUCAACUUGCCAAAGCUUCCAUCGGGUCGUAUCGACUACGCAGCUAUGGAGACUGCGGAUGGUAUUGCUGGAGAUGGCAAUGUACCAUUUGCUUUGACCGAUGUACGAGAUAUAGGGAGCUACGUGGCUCGAAUCAUCAAUGAUCCUCGAACUCUGAAUCGAAUGGUAUUCGCGUACAAUGAGGUCUGGACGCAAAAUCGGGUCUACGAUUUAUUGGAAAGACUGAGCGGGGAGAAGCUAGAGCGCAAAUAUCAGGUUCCUGCCGAGACCAUUGAGGCCAGCAUAGCUGAAAUCGAAGCGACUUCGCCCAGUCCAGAUUCUUUGGAAUUUGUGGUACUGUCACAGUACCAAUAUUGGUACUCUUGUGGUGUUCGGACAGAUAAUACUCCCGAGUACGCGGCUUAUUUGGGAUAUUUGAACACGCAGGAGCUCUAUCCUGAUUUCGAAAGGAGGAGUUUUAGGUCGUAUGUACAGGAAGUCCUCAACGGACACGGGAAAAGAGUCUACGAGCACCUGAAGGACUUACCGGCUGCUAGUGUAGACAAGAAGGCGCAACAGACGGACACUAUGGUAGAGGGUUGA
Fusarium redolens is the source of this 1026-nucleotide messenger RNA. RefSeq lists its product as uncharacterized. The coding region runs from base 1 to 1026 and encodes 341 amino acids. Gene Ontology annotation, molecular function: oxidoreductase activity. The record is from RefSeq and is a predicted model, not a curated record. The transcript is spliced from 4 exons. Lineage: Eukaryota; Fungi; Ascomycota; Sordariomycetes; Hypocreales; Nectriaceae.